AAUAUUAGGGAGGGUGAUGUACAUGUUUUAGGUAAACAACAAAAAAAAAAAUCACAUUUGCGUGACUCUUUGAAAACCAUAUUGCAUGUGAAAAUGUGAAACUAAAAAUAAAUGGAUUUUCUUCUAUUAAAAUGAUCUCAUUAUAUCACUGUCUUGUUCUCUGAAGUUUUCUCAUUUCUCACCCUUCUAAAACAUCCUCUCCUCCUUCACUAUCAAUGGCGAACUUUUUGCCCCCAUCCGUCAAAAUUCCAUCAACCUUCUUUCCUGAAGUUGGGUCAAAAUUUCAUGAUUUUACAAUUGUAGAACACGUAGGAGCAGGAGGAUUUGGAAAUGUGUAUUUAAUAAAGCGAGAAGAGGAGUCAUUUGCUUUGAAACUAAUUCCAGUUGCAAAGGGGGAGUUAUCUAAAGCAGUGAUAAGGGAAAUAUCACUGCUUUAUGAUGUUGAACACCAAAACAUCGUUAGGUUGAUAACCGUUUUCGUGGAAAGAGAAAAUCUCUGCUUGAUUAUGGAGUAUGUUGGUGCAGACCUGCAGGGUGUAAGUUGUCCUAUAGAGGACAAUGACAAAAUUAAGGAUUGGAUGUACCAAAUACUUUGUGCCGUUUCUUACCUUCACGAGAGAAAUAUUGUUCACCGCGAUCUGAAGCCGGGCAAUAUUCUCAGGACCGAAGAUGGACGGUUAAAACAAGCGGAUUUUGGUCUUUCUCGAGGCCAUUUGUUUCCCGGAGCACAAAUUACUCCCCUGGAAGCAACCCCUGAAUUUAGUGCCCCAGAGCUUUUACUCGGCUCAGGGAUGUAUACUACAGCCAUAGACAUGUGGUCUGUGGGUUGUAUUUUUUAUGUGAUGAUCGUAGGUGAAAACCCCUUUAGUUCUUAUGCUAUGAUUGCAAAUAUGUUCCAGUCUAACCCGCCAUCUGAUCAUAAGUCAACAGUGAUUCUUGAUACCAUAUUUAGGCUGUUAGGUACGCCCACGGAAUUAAGCUGGCCGGGUGUCACCCAGUUCCCCAACGAGUAGGGAAGUUUACGGUGUAAAGGAGUUGGAUGUUUUAUUCAGGAGAAGAAGAGAGGGACCUACUAAAGAGAUUGCUGUGCGUUAAUCCUAACGAUAGGAUUAGCGCAAAGGAUGCUCUCAGUCAUCCAUACUUCAAGGACCUAUGAAGAAUUGGUUUAAUACUCUUAUCACAAACAUUUCCCGUUAACUUACUUCCGCUUCCAUAAAUUACUUGUAUUAUUCAUCGUUAAUUUUUCCGUAACGAUUUUUAAGAUGUAUCGGUAAUUAAUCAUGAAAAUACGCUUAUUUGUUAAUCAUACACUUUUAAAUCCUCCAUUCUAUAAAGACCUUACUUUUCGUUCAA
This is a messenger RNA of Chenopodium quinoa (quinoa), 1353 nucleotides long. RefSeq names its product cyclin-dependent kinase 3-like. Gene Ontology annotation, cellular component: cyclin-dependent protein kinase holoenzyme complex; cytoplasm; nucleus. The transcript has 7 exons. Bases 216 to 1013 code for a protein of 265 amino acids. Gene Ontology annotation, molecular function: cyclin-dependent protein serine/threonine kinase activity; cyclin binding; ATP binding. Gene Ontology annotation, biological process: signal transduction; regulation of gene expression; regulation of G2/M transition of mitotic cell cycle. Lineage: Eukaryota; Viridiplantae; Streptophyta; Magnoliopsida; Caryophyllales; Amaranthaceae. The record is from RefSeq and is a predicted model, not a curated record.